CCGUCCUGACAAGCAAACAAUUCAUCAAGACUUACAUGCUGUCCUUUUCCGAAGACCCCGUCUAUAAACUCCUAACAAACACAGACAAAACACUAUCCGAUGGCGAAUUAAAAGGUUUCCUCAAAGCAAAGUCGUAUUUCAACAAAGGUGACUAUGAGAAAAUAAUCCCUGCAUGCACGGAGGAAAUAGAAUCAAGCGAAGCUGAAGGUGGUUAUCAUUUUGAGGCGCUGUCAUUACGCGCGGCAUUUUAUUUACUUUCCGGUUGUCAAAAGGAGUGCAUGGAUGACAUGAGCGCCAUUAUCAAUAAUAAAGACGUGGAUGUGAAGAUCAAGGUGAAUUCAUUGAUCAAACGCGCGUCGUUGCAUAUACAACUGGGUGAUAUGGAGAAAUGCAUGGCUGAUUUUGAAAAAGCGGCGAAGCUGGGCCCGGAGAUUGCUGAUGUGUAUCAUCAUCGCGGGCAGAUUUAUUUGUUGAUGGAGCGCACGCAGGAGGCGCGCGCAGAUUUCGAGAAAGCCGUCGCACUUAACCCCAAUUUUGCGAUUGCAGUAGUUCAGAAAAACUACGCGGAUUAUCGCAGCGCGCUGGCGAAACAAGACGUGCAGGAGUUGUUGGAGAAUGUGGUGAAUUUCCGCAAGGCUAUUGAGAAAUUUAAGGACUUUUCAGAGGCUUACGUCUUAUUCGGACAGGUUUUGGCUGAGAGGCAGGAUUAUGCCGAAGCAGACAAAAUGUACGAGACAGCGUUGAUUGUAGAUCCGGAAAAUGCGCCGAUUCUUGUCCAUCGAGGUAUGCUCGAGCUGCAAUGGCAUGGGAAUGUUGAAAAAGGCGUGGAAUACAUGCAGAAAGCCAUCAAAUUGGACGAUAGAUGUGGUUUUGCGUAUGAAACACUCGCUACAGUCGAAGUUCAACGGGGGAAUUUAAUUCUCGCUGUGGAUUUGUUCAACAAAGCGAUUGAUUUAGCAAGGACUGAGAUUGAAAUGACGCAUUUAUUCUCGCUGCGUGAUGCCGCAGUAGCGCAGUUAAAGGUUUGCACGAGAUUGAACAUUGGCCCGACGCUGGGCAUGCAGGCAUAAAUAUUAUUCUAAACUGUUAGCGAUUGUGGACGAGAAUGCCAAAAACGAAAA
Molecule: messenger RNA, 1121 nt
Organism: Dalotia coriaria
Lineage: Eukaryota; Metazoa; Arthropoda; Insecta; Coleoptera; Staphylinidae
Gene: Tom70
Product: translocase of outer membrane 70
Exons: 3
Coding region: 36-1070 (344 amino acids)
Biological process (GO): protein import into mitochondrial matrix; protein insertion into mitochondrial inner membrane
Cellular component (GO): mitochondrial outer membrane
Molecular function (GO): protein binding; transmembrane protein transporter activity
Source: RefSeq, a predicted model, not a curated record